AUGCACCUCCCAGAGGCUCCCCAAGUACUAGUCGACCAACCGUUGUUGUGGCCCCAGCAGGAGUUAGCUACUCCGCCAAGUCCAGAGAAACAGUCAGCAUUCAUCUGUAAAUGGGAGAACUGCACUUCAACCCACGUCUUCCGCCGGGAAAUCGAUCUGAUACGGCAUAUCAAGACCAUUCACGUUGCGCCACAGGCGUUCCUAUGCCAGACUUAUCUCCGUGGUAAAGCAUUUUCGCGCGGGUUGGUCCUAUUCCUGUUAUCUCACAUGCAACUAGAAGCAAAGAUAUAUUGA
Molecule: messenger RNA, 294 nt
Organism: Aspergillus calidoustus
Lineage: Eukaryota; Fungi; Ascomycota; Eurotiomycetes; Eurotiales; Aspergillaceae
Source: the annotation of a GenBank genome assembly